Messenger RNA from Macrosiphum euphorbiae (potato aphid), 939 nucleotides. The record is from the annotation of a GenBank genome assembly. NCBI's taxonomy places the organism in Eukaryota, Metazoa, Arthropoda, Insecta, Hemiptera, Aphididae.
AUGUGUGGAGCACAUACAGGUUUGGUUGGAAAUGUUACUAAAGCUGUAUUGGAGACUGGUACUGCAACACCAAUGGCUAUUCACUGCAUUAUACACCAGCAAGCUUCGUGUGGGAAAAAUGCACCAAUAUCUGAAGUUAUGAAUAUUGUUGUGCAGAAUGUAAAUUAUAUUCGAAGAAGUGCUCUCAGUCACCGUCAGUUUAAGAACUUUCUUGCUGAAAUUGAAAGCGAGUACCCAGAUAUCAUUGUGAAGUUCGUUGGCUCAGCCGAGAAACUAGCUUUUCUCGUUGAUAUAACUCAGCUCCUAAAUGAGUUGAAUUUAAAACUGCAAGAAGCAAACUCGUUAAUUUCAGAUACAUAUUCCUACAUCAAAGCGUUAAAAUUAAAAUUAACUCUAUUUACGAAUCAAUUAAUAGAAAAAAAUCUUGCCCAUUUUCCAACAUGCAACAAAUUCAAACUUGAAAAUAAUGAAGAAUUCCCUACCGAUUUUGCUGUUGGAGUUCUCACCUACUUGAAUGAGCAGUGCCAGACGCGGUUUAGAGAUUUUGAAAGUGCAGAAGACCGUAUUCGAAUUUUUGAAAAUCCGUUUGCCAUAAAAAUAGAAACUUUACCGACAGACCUCCAGCUUGAAGUUAUCGAGCUCAUAUCAAAUAACAAUUUUAAAGACUAUUUCAAGGAAUCCAGUCUCCAACAAUUUUACGCCAUGUUGCCAGAGGAAUCAUUUCCAAAUCUCAAAAAACAUGCGCGUGAAAUGAUGUCAAUAUUUAGCUCAACAUACUUAUGUGAGCAGACGUUUUCAAAAAUGAAAUACGUCAAAUCUAAGUACAGAACUAACUUAAGUGACGAACACUUACAAGCUACUCUGCUAAUUGGAACCACGAAGUUUGAUGCAAACUAUCAAGACAUUUUAAAAAACAAGCAGUUCCAAACGUCUCACUAA